Messenger RNA from Eupeodes corollae, 2617 nucleotides. It is a transcript of the gene Snmp2, whose product is annotated as sensory neuron membrane protein 2. The transcript has 10 exons. NCBI's taxonomy places the organism in Eukaryota, Metazoa, Arthropoda, Insecta, Diptera, Syrphidae. Gene Ontology annotation, cellular component: cytoplasm; membrane. The record is from RefSeq and is a predicted model, not a curated record. Bases 542 to 2215 code for a protein of 557 amino acids. Gene Ontology annotation, molecular function: scavenger receptor activity.
AACAGAGUGGAUCUAUCUGUAUGAUUAUGCGACAUGCAAUCAUAUCCUUAAUUCAUACAGAAAGAUAUUGUAAUUGUAAUUGUAAUUGAUUCCCGAAAUGAAACGAAAUGAUGUCGUGUAAAAGAUACAAUAUCUACAGAUAGCUCGUGUCAGAUAGUGUCCAGUUCUAGAGUAACAGCCUUUGCAAUCAAAUCAACUUCAAAUAUUGUGUGUGACCAAAUACUUGAUACCUUUGCUACCUACUCGUACAUUCUAGACCGAAUUAUAAAUCGUGAAACAACGAAGUUGAAAUUCAGAGAAGAAAAAAAACAAAAAAAGUCAUCAUUACUCAAUAAAUUCAAAGUCAACCUAUAUUUCGAAGAUAGUGUCUUAAAAUUGAUGUAAAUUUUGUUAAAUUGUUAAAUUUUGAAUAUUGCAAAUAUAUUAUCAUACAUUCAUCAAAUGUGUGAUUAUAAAAGAACUGUUUUAUUGUUGCAGUGAAACACUAAAGAGUUUUUGAAAACUUGUUUUGUUUUAUUAGUUUUUUUUUUAAUUCAAAAUAAUGGCUCAUUGUACAAUUAUUCUGGGAGUUAUUGGAAUAUUAAUUGCUGCUGGAGGAGCAUUUCUUGGAUGGUAUCUUUUUCCAUCGGUGGUACAUAAACAAGUUGAAGAGGGAGUUAUAAUAGCAGAUGGCUCAGAACAGUAUGAACGAUUCGUCAAACUACCUCAGCCCAUUUCCUUCAAAGUGUACAUCUUUAAUGUGACUAAUGUCAACCGGAUCCAGCAGGGAGCUAUACCAGUUGUUGAGGAAGUUGGUCCUUAUGUUUAUAAACAAUACAGAAAGAAACGAGUGAAGCAAUUCUCUCGAGACGGAUCAAAGGUAACCUUUCUUCAGGACUAUCGAUUUGAGUUCGAUCCAGAUGCCUCUGCUCCUUACACUGAAUCAGAUACGGUAGUUGCCCUAAAUAUGCAUAUGAAUGCAUUUUUACAAGUUUUCGAAAGAGAAAUAACUGAUAUUUUGCAAGGUUUUGCAAAUAGAUUUAAUCGCACCCUAAGUCGAACGCCCGGCGUUCGAGUACUCAAACGACUGAUGGAACGAAUUCGAGGGAAACGUAAAUCUCUUUUACAGAUAGCUGAAAACGACCCAGGUCUAUCAUUGUUGCUGAUGCACUUGAAUGCAAAUCUUCGAGAAAUCUUCAAUGACCCGAGGUCAAUGUUCGUAACAACGUCAGUCAAGCAGUACCUCUUCGAUGGAGUACGCUUUUGUAUCAAUCCUCAAGGACUCGCCCGAGCAAUAUGUAAACAAAUCAAAGACCAAGGUUCAAAAACAAUUCGAGCUCUCGAUGAUGGAAGCUUAGCAUUUUCAUUUUUCUAUCAUAAAAAUCAAACCGGAGACGAUGUGUACGAAGUUCAUACGGGUCGAGGUGACGCAAUGAAAUUGAUGGAAAUACAAAAGCUUGACGAGGUCAGCACCCUGCAAGUCUGGCCAAAUAGUAGCGAUAGUGAAACAUCGAUUUGCAAUUUAAUUAAUGGCACCGAUGCUUCCGCCUUUCCACCAUUCAGGAAACGUGGCGAUUCCAUGUACAUAUUUAGUGCGGAUAUAUGUCGUUCGGUGGAGCUGUUCUAUCAAGGUGAUGUCGCUUACAAGGGUAUUCCAGGAUUUCGUUAUUCAAUAGGGGAUAAUUUUUUGAAUGACAUCGGUCCAGAAUAUUCAAAUGAAUGCUUUUGUGUGGAUAAAUUGACAAAUGUGAUUAAGCGGAAAAAUGGAUGUUUAUAUUCUGGGGCAAUGGAUUUAACAACAUGUUUAGAUGCUCCCGUUAUUUUGACUUUGCCUCAUAUGCUUGGUGCUUCAAACGAAUAUAAAAAAAUGAUACGUGGUCUUCGGCCAGAUCCCAAAAAACAUCAGACCUUCGUUGAUGUACAGCAGUUGACAGGAACGCCACUUCAAGGAGGCAAACGAGUGCAGUUUAAUAUGUUUCUUAAGAGUAUCAACAAAAUCACUUUGACAGAAAACUUAACGACAGUUUUAAUGCCAGCCAUUUGGGUUGAUGAGGGUGUUCAACUUAAUGCCGAAUCAGUUCAACUUCUCAAAUCAAAACUUUUGAACUCCCUCAAAAUUCUCAACAUUGUACACUGGUCGAUUUUAUGUGCUGGCAUUGCGAUAACUUUAACUUCAACAAUGUUUUAUUUUGCUUUUCGAAAUAAAUCUGAGGAUGAAAGUAAAGUUCUUGAAUAAAUUCAUAAAAGAAAAAAACAAAAAAAAGUCAUUUAUAAUAAUAAAUUAUUAAUGUGUUAAGAUCUUUAGAAAAAUUAAGACAUUUUAAAAAGAAAAAAAAAAAACAAAAAGCCCAAAAUGACACUUUCUUCACUACAUGUAUACACAUCACAUAAAAAUCCUAUUUUAAUUGACAUUUCGUUAAAAUAAGUGUUAUUUCUGCUUGUUUUUUUUUUUAAUUUAAGAUCAGCAUUUUACAUUUACUUAUUAUGUACGUAUUCUCUCCGACCAUAUUUCACUCGUUUUAUUUUAUUUUUACUGAAAAAUGUGAUUUAAAAAAAUAUAAUGUGAUUAUAUUUGUUAUGUUUUAAGAGCAAAAUCUUUUUGUUAUUUACUUAUUUAAUAAAAUUAUUAAAAAAAUAA